AUUUUAUUCUUUCUUUCAGAAGUUGGCGGUGUCGCAAGAUGCCGACUUUAGUAAGAGAGUCGAGAUUCCACCCCGAAAACCUCGUCUCUGAGCUUUGUUUCCCUUCUCCCUUCUUCUCUUCUUCUUGUUCUUCUCCCGCCGAUGCCUGUGGGAGAUGAAGAAAUGGACCGGCGGCUCUGUCAUCCUCGCUCUCGCCCUCCUCCUCUUCCUCCGCUACGCCCUCCUUCCCUCCUCUCCUCUGCCGCCACUGCCGCCGCGUCUCCCCACCGCCAGCCCCGCCGGAGCCACCCACCACCUCGUCCUUCCCUCGCCUAAAGCCCACCUCCUCCCUUCCCUCCCGGGCCUCGAUGUCCUCUUCCCUUCCCCCAACUCCACUCACAGUCCCCAACUUGACCCCAGCUCGAAGCUCGCAUGGGCCCACAUGCGCCCCCUCCUCCUCCGCUCCGACGCCCUCCCCGCCACCGCCGACGGCGUCCGGGAGGCUGCUGCCGCCUGGACGGAACUUCUGGCCGCCCUCGGUGCCGAAACCGGAGAAGGCAGCGCCUUUCGUUGCCCCUUUGCGGUUAAUGGCAGCGGUAGCUCUUUGGAGAUCCCGUGUGGGUUCGUGCAGGACUCUGCGGUCACCGUGGUCGGGAUUCCCACCGGUCGGAAUGGCAGCAGCAGGUUCGGGAUCGAGCUCGUUGGGUCUCGCCUUCCGGACAGCGGUGCGGAGCCGCCCAUUGUUCUCCGUUGCAAUGAGCUUGGAGGAGAUGGCCCGCUCGUGGCUCAGAAUUCAUGGACGGUAGAGGGCGGAUGAGAAUGGGAGCAGUGCCCGGCUCAUGGCUCGGCCGCCGCCAAUAGCAGUCUCAAAGUUGAUGAGCUUGUUCGAUGCAAUGAGCAAUUGGGCGAGAGUGUAGUUCCGGAGAAUUUAAAUGGGAGUCGGCCUGAUGGUGAGAAGCCAGCUGAAAAAUUAAAGCAUUCUUCCCACCUGAGUAUUGGUUCCCCAUUUGUUGAAGGGCAUCCCUUUACUGCCACACUGUGGGCUGGACUGGAAGGAUUUCAUUUGACAGUAAAUGGAAGGCACGAAACAUCUUUUGCAUAUAGGGAGAGGCUUGAGCCUUGGUCAGUUAGUGAAGUCCGGGUAUCAGGUGAUUUGCGGCUCUUGUCCUCCCUGGCUAAUGGACUGCCGGUUUCUAUAGAUCUUGAUUUAAUUGGUGAUCUUAAGGUUCUCAAAGCACCGUCGGUUCCCAAAAGAAGGAUUUUGAUGCUAGUUGGCGUCUCUUCAGCUGCAAACAAUUUUGAACGUAGAAUGGCUUUAAGAAGGUCUUGGAUGCAAUAUGAAGCGGUUCGUUCAGGCAAUGUAGCUGUGCGGUUCUUAACUGGUCUUAACAAGCAAGUCAAUUGGAACUGUGCGAGAAGCUCAGACGUAUGGAGUAUCCAGCUGAUGCCUUUUGUUGACUAUUACAGCUUGAUCACUUUGAAGACAAUUGCUGUUUGUAUCCUUGGGACGAAAAUUCUCCCUGCAAAAUAUAUCAUGAAAACAGAUGAUGAUGCUUUUGUCAGGAUUGAUGAAGUGCUUUCUAGUCUCAAUAAAAGUGUUUCCAAUGGGCUCUUGUAUGGCCUUAUCUCAUUUGAAUCGUCCCAUAGAGAUAAGGAUAGCAAAUGGUUUAUCAGUCAAGAGGAAUGGCCACAUGAUAAAUAUCCACCUUGGGCUCAUGGCCCUGGAUACAUCAUAUCCAGAGAUAUUGCAAAAUUUAUUGCCUGGGGUCACCAAGAAAUUGUGUUUUAGCUAUUCAAACUAGAAGAUGUAGCAACUGGAAUUUGGAUUCAAGAAUUCAAAAGGAGCGGUCAAGAGGUAAAGUAUGUUAAUGAUGAUCGGUUUCAUAAUGCUGGCUGUGAGUCCGAUUACGUUCUUGCCCACUAUCAAGGACCAAGGCUGAUGCUGUGUCUUUGGGAGAAGCUACGGCAAGAACAUGAAGCAAUAUGUUGUGAAUAGUUUCUGCAUUUACCCCAGUUUUCUUUGCUUGGUCAAGAAGUGUGGUUUAGGAGGUGCCUAGCAUCAUUCAUGUCAGAGUGGUAUAAGCAAAUGUUUUCCGAAGGGUUGCUACUAAUGGAAGUUAAAUUCACAGCACAUCAUUUAUUGUUGCAAGCGCAAACAUGGAUAUUUUGUGAACUGGUGUGGGCUAUGAAUAGUAGCAGCCUGUUCUCGUAAGCUUUAAUUCCCACUAAGCUGUCGAUUUUAUGUGGUGAUUCGAAGUUCAAACCAUGCUUGUAUCGUUUCUUUUUUAGCAACAUUUGUAUGCAAGAUUUUAUGGUUCUUUGAGUAAUAUGAUCCAGAGUGUACCAUGAGGAGAUCGACUCUUUGAUUUGCA
Messenger RNA from Phoenix dactylifera (date palm), 2351 nucleotides. The record is from RefSeq and is a predicted model, not a curated record. Lineage: Eukaryota; Viridiplantae; Streptophyta; Magnoliopsida; Arecales; Arecaceae.